AUGAAAUUAACAAAACUUUUUGUUCAUGUAACUAAUUCAUCAUCGUCACUGCAUACGCGAAGUCGUCUUUUACAAGUUUCAGGAACACCGCCAAUACCAACUACCCUAAAAAACAAAAAUCACAGCAAUAAGACAUUCUCACAUAACACAGCACAAAAUAAAAAACCAUUUCUACCGAAUCACCCACCUCCUCGAAUUUACUAUGACUCACCAACAAGUUCUGCGAACAAUUCGGUGCUUUCGCUACCUGAGCAACAAGAAGACGAAGAUCUUGAUGAGAACGUUUUCUAUACGACAUUGAAACGAGAUUAUCCCAAAGUGCUUCAUCGUGUUUCGUUGAUCUGUGUACCGCAUUCUCGAAGUAUUGUCGGCUUAAAAAUGACUCGGGCUUUUAUUGAGACCCAUUCACUCACACCAUCGCCAUAUUUCCAAGGACAAUAUCUGAGUGUUAAUGGGAAAGUAGUGUGUAUAGAGCGGAAUGCAGUAAAGGCAAUAUCAGGUUUCAAAGAGGCCAGAAAAGUGAGGAUUCUAGAGGAACAAUUACUAUACAAUGAAACUUAUUCAGUUCGAGCUCUGAUUCUCGAGAAACCGUUGGAAGGAGAGGGAAAAGUGUCGGAGGUUUUCGGCAUGGGUAUACCGACUGAAAGGAAUCACGAGACUGAUUUACAGUUCUUGCAGAGUUUCCCGAAUAAUCUUCAGUCUUUGAUGGAAUUGACACAUGCGGUUGCGGAGUUUAACGAAACUUAUGUUUUUGUACGUGGUUACGCACCGUCCGCUGUUGAUAAGAUUGUACAACUUUUUCAGAAAGCUGUUCAGAACAUUAUGGAAUCGAAUAGUACAAUACGAUCUAUAUGUAAAGUGCAGCAUGAGUAUGAUUGUUUCCUGGAGCUUGUUGAAAAUGUCCUGAUGAGUGAAUUGCAUAACAAAAUAUUUGGGCAAUCACUGUGUCCAAUGUACAAUUCAUACGACAAUUAUCUCGAAUCAAUAAUUUACGCGUAUGUACGAGCACAUAUAACGUUACGAGUCUAUGGAGUAAGUGAACGUCUCCAUGACAUGCCCGAAGAGAUGCUUGGUACCGCGUGUGACAUAUUAGCAGCACUAGACGACGAUGAUGGCUUUGACUAUCGAUUCUCGCAACAACUGCAGCAACAACAAUAUUACGGUGUUGGGUCGACAACAAUGUUCCUGGAGGAAGAACCUUGCAAAAAAAAAUCCACGAUACCCGCUAAAACUCCUUUGGAGAAACUGAUUUGCGUGAAACGUGCUAUUCAGGAGAUCGCUAAUGCUGCUGACACUUAUUUGAACCAGUUGGCGCCGAGACAUGGGUCUGAUGAGGAUUUGGAUAGGUCUUCUAUUACGACUGAUGAUUUCAUCCCGUUGCUCACGUACGUUAUUGUUAAUAGCGGAAUACGACGGUUGCAGAGUAUUCUGUUUUAUAUGCAAACAUUUCGGCUGUCGAAAGUUGAACGAUCUGAACUUAGUUUCGCAUUAAUAACUUUACGUGCGUCAACAGAAUUUCUGAAAUCCGAUCCAUUAGCAAUUCAUGAUUCCGCAUCUACAACAUCCUCAAUCUCUUCAAUGUCAUCUCAGUCCUCGCACAGACUAUCUGCGAUGUCAUCAAAUCGCAUACGGAGUCGAUCCACGUCUUUAUCAACACCAAAUACAUAUCAGACAUCACAGAAUUCAAACUCGUGGUGUGUAUCAAUGCCUGCUGCUCCUGGUUCUCAACAACAACAGCAACACAAUAAUAAUGUAAUCAAACGAGAAAAAUCACCUGCGCGGUCAAUUUCUUCCGUUUCUAGUAUGCCAGCAUACGUUCGAACAAAUCCCGGGAACCAUUAUACUGAUCAUCGUCAGUCAAUAAGCGAUGAGUCCACAAAAUCGGACACGACUCUUGAAGAUACAAUGCCACAAAACAUUCAAUCUCGACAAAAUCGUAGACCAUCUUCGAAUUUAGUGAUUAAACCACCAAUACUAUUACACUCGAGUCCAAAAGGGCGUAAUAGCAUUGACAGUGAUCAGUGGUCAUUCAAUGAAAAUUUAUCAACAUCGGCGUCAGCACAACAACAAAAUAGUGAUAACCAAAUAUUAUUACCAGCUAAACCAAUGAUCUCUUCCCCGCAACUUCCCGAAUUACCAUUAGCUGCGAAAACAAAAGCAUCUGAGAAUUACAAUGAUCUUCCGACAUUAAGACCACGCAGUAGUUCGCAAAUGAAGCGCACUGGUCGACAUUUUAAUGCACCAGAAAUAAUUGCGACAAUGCCACGUGCUCUACCUCAAAUGCGAGCUACGACACCAACUAUUGAGUUGGACCCGCCCGGACCUGAGAUUAUGGGAGAUUUUUUGAGCUCGUUGCAGAAAAUCGAUGGCGCAGUAGCUGGUAGCCGUAAUGGUGAAUUAACACAACAGUUGUAG
Molecule: messenger RNA, 2415 nt
Organism: Ambispora gerdemannii
Lineage: Eukaryota; Fungi; Glomeromycota; Glomeromycetes; Archaeosporales; Ambisporaceae
Source: the annotation of a GenBank genome assembly